ACAUGGAAGCUUGACUAUGAGUUGUUGUAAUACUUGUGCUUUUAUACACACUUGCUGAAAGUAAUCAACACUGCUUUAUAUCACAAGGACACUUUUUUCCAGUUUAUGUAUGUGUUCAAAUUUUUUCUAUUUUUUUAAAGUAAACUUGCUCAAAUAAAAACAUCUUUCCAAUCUAUCCAAAGAGACUGUUGCUGACUUUUUUGUUCAGUUCAGUUGUGUUGGAGAUUAAUAUAUGGUGGUGUUACUACUUUUAUUCAAGCAAAGGAUGUAACCACUUCUUCUGCCACUGUUUUUAAAAGAUUUUUUAAGGAAUUACUUUACUAAUGAUGCUUUUAUUUUGAAGAAAUCAAACGAGUCACAGGAAGUAUCAGUGUCACCUCUACCUGAACUCACCUUCAGUGUACCAGACUGUCAGUGUUAAAGGAGUCCGUAGACACGAGCCAGGUUCUGAGACAGACACAUUUACCCUGUGAUCUACAAACACCGUGUUGCUGAGUUGUACCAAUACAAGGUGUGAGAGAUGUCCGUCACUGUUGUUAAAGACAACGGGGUGACUGUGGUCACCUUGGCGACUGACGAGAAGAGCAUGUCACCACCGCUGUGCCAAAUCCUCAAGACUCUCUGCUACAGUCCGAUAUGUUGCUCAGUGCACAAGGGGCUGAUGAAGACCAGUGUGACUGCAGCUCUCGGGUUCUGAAUCCUUUACAGACCAUACAGAUCAUGGCGGGCCUGUUCAACAUCGCACUCGGGCCAGGACGUACAUACGUUCAUCCUCGAGAUGUGACUGGGCCCAGUGAUGCUUACUGGCUGGGUGCUGUGUUCAUCGCAGCUGGAAUCAUGACCCUUCUUGCUGGUGGGUUCCCCUCUCUCUUCAUGGUGGUCUUUGCUGUGGUUGUGAACAUAGUCAGCUUGAUCUCAGCCUUUGCUGGCGCUUUCCUGUACGCCAGAAACAUGGCAGCUGCCACUACCUCAACAAUAUGUGACGGGUACCGGAACAAUGAUCCAAGCUUUGUUUCCAGCUGCAGAUAUGUGGCGUUUGGUUUCCAGGGUUUGUUGUCAAUCAUAGACCUGACUAUGAUCGUCCUGGCUGUUCUCCAGGUGUGUGUCUGCAUCAGCUUUGUUGUUCUGGCCAUCAAGGCUUUGGUCAAAAGGAAGAAGAAAGAGGGUGGCAAAGAUGUUAAAGAUCAGCAGUCACAGUUGAAGGAAGUCCUCCUGACCAGUCCUGGUGCUUAAAAUCAACUCAGCUGAACACAUGGAAGCUUGACUGUGUGUGCUUUUACACACACUUGCUGAAAUUGUUCAAAACUGCCUCAUAUUACAGGGACACAGUCUGUGUCCAGGUUUUGUUUCUGUCUACUUGUGAAUUACUUUUAAAGCUAAAUUGCUUUGAUGAAAACAUGUGAAAUAGUGAAAACUGUCCAAAGAGACGCUUCAGUGUUACGAUAGUUAAGUUAGAUAAUAGUAGCGUAAAAUUUCAAUCAAAAGCCCAGUCCCUGUCCAACGCCUGUCUCAAUUAGACACCUGGAAGUUUUCCGAUAUAUAAAACCUAGUUGUUUGCUACCUCAAAUUAUGUGUCCAUUCCUCGAUCACCCUGCAAGUUAUUGAUAUUUUUUAGUCCAUAAGGGUCCUCAGAUCAAAAGAAUCAACAGGGUUUUUCAUGAAAAUUAAUCCAAGUUGUGAGGAUUGUUUUAACAGGAUAAAGUGAUGUAGUGUCAGUAUGCUGGGGCCGUAAUCCUCGAUUCCCGUAACUCUCUGAUGUGGAGCUAGAUCAAAUGACCGAUUCAUAAUUGAUAUGUUAUCUGAAGCCUAAUUUUUAAACAAGUAAUAUUCAUACUGAUUUAAAUAAACAAUUUGAUUGUA
Molecule: messenger RNA, 1860 nt
Organism: Epinephelus fuscoguttatus (brown-marbled grouper)
Lineage: Eukaryota; Metazoa; Chordata; Actinopteri; Perciformes; Serranidae
Exons: 8
Coding region: 637-1233 (198 amino acids)
Cellular component (GO): membrane
Source: RefSeq, a predicted model, not a curated record